This is a messenger RNA of Neopsephotus bourkii (Bourke's parrot), 2636 nucleotides long. It is a transcript of the gene GUCA1B, whose product is annotated as guanylate cyclase activator 1B. The coding region runs from base 468 to 1064 and encodes 198 amino acids. The record is from RefSeq and is a predicted model, not a curated record. Gene Ontology annotation, biological process: visual perception. The transcript has 4 exons. Gene Ontology annotation, molecular function: calcium sensitive guanylate cyclase activator activity; calcium ion binding. Lineage: Eukaryota; Metazoa; Chordata; Aves; Psittaciformes; Psittacidae. Gene Ontology annotation, cellular component: photoreceptor inner segment; cone photoreceptor outer segment.
AAGAAGCUCAUACGUGCCCCAGCAGCAAGCCCUGGCUUUUAAGUUCUUUGACAUGAAGCUAUUAGUGUGCAGUAGGACCCUGAGCAUCUGGGCUCUGGCCCUAAAUAGGCCACAGCCUGGAACAUCUGAAGGUCUCUGUGGCUCAUAAGUGGGAAUCUCCUAAUGAUCUUAGCUAUUUUUAAACAUGCCUGAUGCCACACUUCAUACUGCCCUAAGGCAGAGAAGCAACUCUACAAUCACCAGGUGAGCAGCCAAAGCUGCGGUGGUGAAAACUAGGAGGAAAAGAGGAAGAAGAAAGCAAAACAUAAAGAAGGUGAAAUAGUGAGGCAAUAUUAACAUCAAGUGAAGGCCCAAGACAGCAAGAAGACAAAGAGCAAGCAACUAAAAGUGACAAAAGGACGACACAAGCAAAGGGCUUUGGCAGGGUUUUCCUUUGGCUCUGUUUUUAUCUUGCUUUACGGCGCAGAAUGGGACAGCAAUUCACCAACGCUGAAGGGGAGCAAACAGAGAUUGAUGUUGCAGAACUGCAGGAAUGGUAUAAGAAGUUUGUGGUCGAAUGUCCCAGUGGGACCCUCUUCAUGCACGAAUUCAAGCAGUUCUUCGGGGUCCAGGAUAACCAUGAAGCAGCAGAGUACAUUGAAAACAUGUUCAGAGCUUUUGAUAAGAAUGGGGAUAAUACCAUUGAUUUUCUGGAAUAUGUAGCUGCCUUGAAUCUUGUUUUACGAGGAAAACUGGAACACAAGCUGAGGUGGACAUUCAAAGUGUAUGACAAGGAUGGGAAUGGCUGCAUAGAUAAACCCGAGCUGUUGGAAAUUGUUGAGUCCAUCUACAAGCUGAAGAAAGUGUGUCGAUCAGAGGUGGAGGAGAGGACCCCAUUGCUCACGCCAGAGGAGGUUGUGGACAGGAUAUUUCAGUUAGUGGAUGAGAACGGGGAUGGGCAGCUGUCUCUUGAUGAGUUCAUUGAUGGGGCCAGGAAAGACAAGUGGGUGAUGAAGAUGUUACAAAUGGAUGUAAACCCUGGGGGAUGGAUCUUGGAGCAGAGGAGAAAGAGUGCUUUGUUUUGAGAAAAUUCAGGUUUGAUACAGCUGAAAACGUGACUACAACUGUGGCUCUCUUGCUCUAGGGUGGUAGUGGUUUUCCUUUUUAAUACAAUCUCGGCAUCCAGAUGAAAACUUCAGUGGUUUAAGAAGCCCUAUCUCAAUCUAAAACCCAUGUGCUGCUGGUACCCCAUGAAUAAGUCAGUCUAUGUACAGAAUACCAUGCUUGCCAGCUGUGGUUUUUGGUUGCACCCCAAGGGACAGACUUUGUGGCUUCCUGUGGUGGAUCCUGAGCAGGGUUUUAGCCUGAUGCCAGGUGGGAUUGGGAAGUGACAGUGGUACUGUCUCCAGUGCAGACUAGUGUUGGCAUCAUUCAUGCCUGCGGGACACGAACACAUCAACCCAAAAGUAACAGCAGAAGAGGUGGUCUGGCAGUCUUCAUACAUCCAGGAUGUCUAGAUGUAUGUUUAGUAGAGUAUACUGCUAAUGUAAGAUACUGAACAGCAACAAGUGACUAUCAAGUGUGAGAACUGGAUUACAAGCAGAGCCAGGCCAAUAUACAGUUGAGGAAAACAAGGUGUGGGCUGGAAGGUGGAGCAGUAACUCCAUCUUGCAUCUCCCUGCUGGGGACCAGACUCUGCUCCUUCUUCCUGUUCAGAGACCUGGGUUCUGUGGGGCUGGAAAAAAGCUAUUUCCAAACACUGAGCAGCAAUAGAAAAUGUACCUCUUCUUGAGAGCCACUUGUAGAGGUCAGACUUGCACAGUGUGCUUCUGCUCCUUUUGAGCCCCUGUUUCUCACUUGAAUCAUCACUCUAAACAGCUUUCCCUGCCCUGUAAAGACUGAAUGAGCUUGAGGAGCUCCAAGACUUUCACUGCACUGGGACCAAUUUUGAAUGGAAGGAGAGAGAAGGGAAGAGCAGAGUUUUGCUCUCUGCAGUGAGAGGAUUGGUGCUGCUUUAUCAGCAGGACCACAGAAUGGAGCAAGUGACAGAAUCUGAGUUACUGAAGUGGUACAGUGGUUUUACACUGGACUUAAUUUAGCCACAGGAUGUAGGUAUAAAGUUUGCACGGUUAUAGGCUGAGCUACUCUUCUAUCCCACAUUCCUACAUAUAUACAUGUAUGUGGAAAGAGAAUUGGGGUUGAAACAAAGUUUUUGUUCACCUUAGUUGUUAGCAAGAAAAUAACACGAGUUUUUGUGGCUUAAUUUUCCCAUGGGAUCAGUGGGCCAGCUCAUACCCAUGAAAAGAUUUGCAAUCCCUUUUUUGUGGCCUUUAUGACUGUAUUAUCUUUCAUUAGUUGGUUAGCUUGUGCUUUGUCCUGGCAAUUUAACCAAUGGAACAAAUUCAGGAAUAUGAGGGAUCCAUAGGGAUAAGACACAAUCACUGCUAGAGUUCAUAUGCACAUUUCCAUGUCUGAACGGCCUUUAGAAGAGUGCUCUGGAAGUACACACCAUGCUCAGUUAUCAAAGCUCAUUAGACUUCCAGUUUAUGCUGCUGUAAGGCAGCUGUUUAAAGCUCAUUCAGAUCAAUAGCUGAGCAGACAAAGAGCUGGAAGAAAAACCUGACUUCUGACUUGAGAAGAAUAAAAGAUCUCUUGCC